UACGACGUCAACGGCGGCGUAUCCGUCAGUACGUUUGUACGCGUCCGCAGCGCCGCUUCUUCAGCUUUUCGGUUUUCGGUUUUUGGGACUCCGGCAGAUUCAGAUCAGAUCCGUUUGCGAGUUCGAUAUUUUCAUUCCGAGCCGAUCCGAUUCCGCUAGCGAUCCGCAGCAGAUAGAGAUCCUAAAUCGAACGCGCGAGAAAUUAUGCUGGCCCGCUGCUCUCGCUCUACGCGCAAUAAUUUAUUUUUACUCCAUAUAAACAAAUUCAACGUCUAUUUCCAAAAAUAAAUGGCAACAAUAAUAAAAAUAACAACAGCCGUCGGACAAUUAUAAGUUUUUAUUUUUAACUUUUAUUUGCGCCCGCCGUCGUGAGCCCCGCCCCGUCCACUUCCCGCCCCCCGGACUUUGUUUAUAUUUACAAAAGCUAAGGCACACGACAAACAUAACGGCAAACAUAUCACUGACUGCAUUUCGCCCCGAUGUUUAUCGAGCGAGCGGCGUAAACAAAGCCCGAAUUCUGAGUUCUGAAUUCUGAAUUCAAACAACAGUUCAAUUUGCAUCUCAAUUGCGAAGAUUUUCGUGUGUGAGCGGAAACAUUUGUGCAAACACCUCCCGAGCGACCUGGCAUCCCGCAAAGUUCAAAACUCGUCGGUUUCUAUUGAGCAGCCUUUUUGGGAACCUUUCUUGAGGAAACGGAAGCUCUGCUGAAAAGCGAAUCAUUUACCUGAGGACAAUUUAUACGGAAACACAACAAUUAUAUAGAUCUAUAUACACACCUAUAUACACAAGAGAAUUUGCCGUUUUGACAAGCCGUCCACUUAUACACACAGCGAGAGGAGGGAUACUAUAUAGGCAAUAUAUAUAACUAUGCCCCACGCCUGCCGCCCGAGGAAGAGCCACAGCAAUCCGCAGGGCAGCCACUAACAGUAAGAGAGUUUUGCAGUUUGCAGUCGGGAAUCCGGCGAAGGAGCAGGAAUCCAAGCCAGCAGGACUCAGCCAGCCGAGCCCAAGGACACCGACGUCUCCGUUUCAGCCGCAGGAGGAGGAAAGCGAAGCUGUUGCCAUGGGUCGCAAAAAAAUCCAAAUAUCACGCAUCACCGACGAGCGCAAUCGGCAGGUGACCUUCAACAAGCGCAAGUUCGGAGUGAUGAAGAAGGCCUACGAGCUGUCCGUGCUCUGCGACUGCGAGAUCGCCCUCAUCAUCUUCUCGUCGAGCAACAAGCUCUACCAGUACGCCAGCACCGACAUGGACCGCGUCCUGCUCAAGUACACCGAGUACAACGAGCCGCACGAGUCGCUCACCAACAAGAACAUCAUCGAGAAGGAGAACAAGAACGGCGUGAUGUCGCCGGACUCGCCCGAGGCCGAAACGGACUACACACUCACGCCGCGCACGGAGGCCAAGUACAACAAGAUCGACGAGGAGUUCCAGAACAUGAUGCAGCGCAACCAGAUGGCCAUCGGCGGUGCGGGGGCGCCGCGCCAGCUGCCGAACAGCAGCUACACGCUGCCGGUGUCUGUCCCGGUGCCGGGCUCCUACGGCGACAACCUGCUGCAGGCCAGCCCCCAGAUGUCGCACACCAACAUCAGCCCACGUCCAUCGAGUUCGGAGACGGAUUCAGGUGGGAUGUCGCUGAUAAUCUAUCCAUCGGGUUCCAUGCUGGAGAUGUCGAACGGCUAUCCGCACUCGCACUCGCCGCUUGUGGGAUCACCGAGUCCGGGUCCCAGUCCCGGCAUAGCCCACCACUUGUCCAUCAAGCAGCAGUCGCCGGGCAGCCAGAACGGCCGGGCUUCCAACCUGCGGGUCGUCAUACCGCCCUCCAUCGCCCCCUUGCCGCCCAACAUGUCCGCCUCCGACGACGUGGCCUACGCAGAUCAACGACAGAGCCAGACGUCGCUGAACACGCCGGUGGUCACGCUACAGACGCCGAUCCCCGCCCUCACGAGCUACUCCUUCGGGGCGCAGGACUUCUCCUCCUCCGGCGUAGACAUCAUGAGCCUCAACACCUGGCACCAGGGCCUCGUGCCGCACUCCACUUUGUCGCACCUGGCCGUCUCGAAUAGCACGCCGCCGCCCGCCACCUCACCCGUCUCCAUCAAGGUCAAGGCCGAGCCGCAGUCGCCGCCGCGGGACCUCUCCGCCAGCGGGCAUCAGCAGAACAGCAACGGAUCCACGGGCAGCGGCGGCUCGAGCAGCAGCACCAGCAGCAACGCCAGCGGUGGCGGCGGGGGAGUUGGCGGAGGAGGAGGCGGAGGCGGCGGAGGGGCAGCCAACGUGAUCACGCACCUGAACAACGUCAGUGUCCUGGCCGGAGGAUCAGCGGGCCCCGGAGGCGGCGGCGGAGGAGGAGGAGGCGGUGGCGGUGGCAGCAACGGGAACGCGGAGCAGGCGACCAACCUGAGCGUGCUGGGCCACGCGCAGCAGCACCACCUGGUCAUGCCCAACUCGCGGCCCUCGUCCACGGGCCACAUCACACCCACUCCAGGGCAUGAUAAGUAUGAAGGAUAUCCGUACCGCGCGCUAAUGGGACAUAAUCCUAGAUGGAAUUUUGCCGGUGCGCCGAGCAGCGAGCAGGAUGUGCGUCUGGCCGCCGUGGCGGCGCAGCAGCAGCAGCAACAGCAGCAGCAGCAGCAACACCAACAGCAGCAGCUGGGCGACUACGACGCCCCCAACCACAAACGGCCGAGAAUAUCGGGCGGAUGGGGCACAUAGCCGGCACGAGCUGCCGGAAGCAGCCACUACAAGCCGCAUCACAGCAACAGUAACAGCAUCAGCAGCAGCAGCAGCAACACCAGCUGCCACAGCAACAGCAGCAGCAGCAACUCCAUCAGCAGCAGCAGCAGCAACAAGAAGCCGGCGGAGUGCGACGACCUGGCGAUGAUGCCGCCACCGCCGCGGAAGGAGCUGGCGAGGAGCUCCUACAGCCUCCUGCAGCCCGGCUACGACUGCUACGGGCAGCAGCUGGCGGUGUCCUACGGAGCGCAGCAGCUCCCGUAGUCCCUCGGCGUCCUCCGUUCCCGCACCAGUGCAAUAGUUGAGAAACGGGAAGCGUGAAGCGUUAGGCGUUAGGCGGGGGGAGCGGGGGCUUUGUUUUGUUUUCGGUUCAAGCGAACAGUGACAGUGUCAUAUCUAUAGUUAUUGUAACUUAAAUGAAUUACGAGUACAGCCUACGGUAAUAGAUAUAAUUUUAAAUUAUGAUGCAUGGCAGGCAGGAGCUCUGCCGCGCAGUUCGGGCAGGCCGGAGUGUUGAGCUGAUUUAGUUUAGUUUUAGUUACAAUUACAAUUACGAGUACAGUUACGCGUAUGGUUAAAGAUAAUGUUAAAUCUAGUUAAGGCAAGUGCUGCAGACGAAAAGAAAGAAGAAGAAGAGGAAGGGGGGAACACAUUCAGAACGGAAUGGAACGUAACGUAACUUGACGUAACGUAAUGGAAACGGAAACGGUUGGGGCGAGCUCCUUAUGCUGUAAAUAUCACACAGACCCCCAGCAGACGUACUCAGUGUUCGAUCAUAAUUUAUAGCUUAUCAUUUUGUGCAAUUACUGUCUCUUCAGUUCUGUUCUAUGCACACACUCUUUUGGCGGUUCGAAGUCGAGCCCGGUUUGUUUUUAGCUUACGCAAUUAUACACAUAAAUAUUAUACACACUUUACGAUUAUGAUUUAGUCCUGAUUUAAGCGAUUAUUUAAUAGACACUCUUCUCUUCAUCUCUUAAGCGAAACGAAGUCAUAUUUGUAAUUUACGUUUAAAGUGGAUUUCUAUUCAAUUUGAAGUGCUUCAAAUUCUUGUCCCUAAGUUUUGUAUUUUCUACAUUUACAUGCAUGCAGUUUGUAAAACAACAACAAUCGCAAUCGCAACCGCAACAACAACAACAACUCAACAAAAUAUAAUUUAAAUAAAAUUAUUCGAGAAACUCUUGUGUUCGCUUUUUGUUUCGGUUCUUGUUUUCGUUGCCAGUUUUGUUUGAUUAGUCCAUAUCUUUAUUUGCUACCCGCCCCGGCCCCACUCGCCAUGUUUCCGGCCCUGUUUGAACAGGCCAGUGGGCGUGUGGGCGUGUCUGCGUCUGUGUCAAUGUCAAUUGCCCAUUUCGAAAUUGCCAAUAUUUGACUAAGGGGUAAACGCGCCCGCCAAUAUUUGCUCUGGCCGCAUGACCUGUUGCACUUUAUACAGCCGCGCGCGGAGCGCAGCAGCAAGAGCAAGGUAUUUAUGUAAAUUUGUAUUUAAGACGGGCUGCAUCAGCUGUGCACAUUUAGGAGCAGAAUGCUUUCUGCAAGCUGCAACUGCAACUGCAGCCGGAGGAGAAAGUGAAGAGGAGCUAGCUUACACUCUACAGGUUUCCCCAUUGAACAAGCUUUACACGUACAUAUUUAAGCAUAUUGAAGCGGAUCGGGCGGGGAGUGCGAAGCGAAACGUCUACCAGCACGCGAAAGAUAUUUUAUAGCCAUAUUCGAUAUACACAUACACUAACAACUAAGCAACCAGCCGAGGUCCCCGAACCGAAGCGCACUUUUAGGAUGAGAGACCCUGGACGCGGUCCAUUCCGCGGCGAAUCUCCUCCAGUAACCCCGGGGAUGCCCGGAACGGGCCGCUCCCUUCUUUGUUGGUAACGUUAUAUAUUAUAUAUAUUGUGUACAUAUAAGUAAUUCGUGGAUAUUGUGGUUAUUCUUGUUGCACCCCUGAAUGUUGUGACCCGGACCCUACAUGAUUUUCAUAUUGUUUGCGAGGACUUUCGGACUUUCCCACACCCCUCCUCCCUCAAUUGAUUUGGACCUCCUUCUGUUGGUGUACAUAGAUCCUGGUGUAUAACUUCACUGUGUAGUGUUGCCUUAAAAACAGUGCCUCUUUUUGAUGAACAAACAAAUACAUGGAGACAUACACACUUGCAUACCUGCAUGUUGUACUAAUGUUGAUUGCAAAUGAUAAUGAUAACGAACAACUUGAUGGUGAAAAAUUUCAAUACAGGUGUUAAUUGUGCUACUUGAAUAAGCGUAGAUAAAUCUGGAUACUUUAAUGAUAACCCCAAUCGAACCUAGUGAGUCCCGAGAGAGAGAUAACCUCCACUAAGCAGCACGUAAUGUACAAAGGGCGUUUCAAUUGGCAUCGGACAAGGAAGGCUUACCCCGAAACCCACAUAGUCUAGUCUAUUUAAACAAGAAGUUGUUAGGAGUAAUAUAGAUUCGGUGGACUCGUUGUACAGUACAGACUGUCUAGAAGACGUCCUACGGUCACAGGGACCACUCGCAGCACGGAAGCAGUCGGGAAGUGGGAUCUCCGGAUCCAGGGUGUACAUUUGUAUUCGCUGUACCUUUAGGAUAGUACCUAGAUAAAAUGUUAGGCCCACGCACUGUUGUAAUGGGAUUUAUGUGGCACCCCACACGCAUCACGUACACGUACUAGUUGUACAAAGACUUGUGCUUGGACUCACCUAGAUAGUAUUGCGGCUCGCCCCAGAUAGUCUGGCGAGACGUGCGGAUCUGCACAAGGAUUAGGAGCAUUUCGGAGAGAGGGUCACCCACUAAGUGUAUCCAUCGAUGUGUCUGUUCAAAUAACCAUAUACAUCUAAUCUUAACGCUAAGCUAAGGACAUGCAACCGUUUUGGUGAAAAACAAAGUAGAGUAUACACACGCAUAUAUGUGAACUAUAUAAUGAGAAACAAGUUUUAUCCGUGCACUGAAUACGAAAGGUUUUGACAAAUUGACAAAUUGAUUGUGGAUUCAAUAUUUACCUAAUAAGUUGGUGUUUUAAACAGAAAAAGCGAGGGCUAAACCGAACAAUGAUAGUAGAACAUUUUAAAUAAAACCUUUUUGGCAACUGA
Messenger RNA from Drosophila ficusphila, 5811 nucleotides. RefSeq names its product myocyte-specific enhancer factor 2 (gene Mef2). Gene Ontology annotation, molecular function: DNA-binding transcription factor activity, RNA polymerase II-specific; histone deacetylase binding; RNA polymerase II cis-regulatory region sequence-specific DNA binding. The transcript has 10 exons. The record is from RefSeq and is a predicted model, not a curated record. Gene Ontology annotation, biological process: positive regulation of transcription by RNA polymerase II; cell differentiation. NCBI's taxonomy places the organism in Eukaryota, Metazoa, Arthropoda, Insecta, Diptera, Drosophilidae. Bases 1064 to 2713 code for a protein of 549 amino acids.